Molecule: messenger RNA, 1331 nt
Organism: Ziziphus jujuba (common jujube)
Lineage: Eukaryota; Viridiplantae; Streptophyta; Magnoliopsida; Rosales; Rhamnaceae
Product: transcription initiation factor IIB-2
Exons: 7
Coding region: 316-1224 (302 amino acids)
Biological process (GO): transcription preinitiation complex assembly; DNA-templated transcription initiation
Cellular component (GO): transcription preinitiation complex; nucleus
Molecular function (GO): TBP-class protein binding
Source: RefSeq, a predicted model, not a curated record
AUUAACAAAAUAGUUAAGGUGCGGGCAAACCAGGCCCAUAAAAACGAACUACUAACAACCAAACAGGCCCAUAAUACAACAAUAAUAUAAAACUGAUAAUUCAUGAAAUGACCAUAUUGCCCCUUAAUUCGCUAAAAGUAGGCAAGAAAUGAAGAAUUCCAUCCGACAAAAAUAAAAUAUAAUUCAAUAAAUUAUAAAAACAAGAAUUGAAAGCCACCUGAAAUUCCAGAAACAGAAAACAGAGACAGUCAGAGACAGAGAGUUUUGGCGGGGGUGGGUUGGUGGGGUCCAUCAUCAUCAUCAAUCAUCAUCAAUAUGAAUGAAAUGACGGAUUUGCCAUGCCGAAACUGCAACAGACCCACUGAGUUGGUGUUGGACCACUCCGCCGGCGACACCACCACCUGCUCCGAAUGCGGUCUCAUCCUCCUCCACACUCCCUCCACCACCACCACCAACGACAACUCCGGUAACGAUCACCCCGUUCCUGUCGUCCCCGGUACCCUCGGCAGUCUCUCCACCGCCAUUGCCAAACCUACCGCCGGAACUCCCUCCGAUCAGCCUCCGUCGGUCGGGAAAUGGCAGAACCGUGAGCGUCACCUUGUGGACGCCUUCGGUUCCAUCACCGCCAUGGCUGAUAGGUUGGGACUCGUCACAACCAUUAAGGAUCGAGCCUAUGAAAUGUAUGAGAAGAUGGAAGAUCAAAAAUGUCUUAGAUCCCGAAAUCAAGAAGCAGUUUUGGCUGCUUGCCUCUACAUUGCAUGUCGACAAGAAAAUAAGCCCCGUACUGUGAAAGAAAUAUGUUCAAUAAUCAAUGGAGCCACCAAGAAAGAUUUUGGCCGUGCAAGGGAAUUCAUCUUGAAGCAUAUGGAGAUUGCGAAUGGUAAAUCAGUAGGAAUGAGAACCAUUCAUGCUGGGGACUAUAUGAGGCGGUUCUGUUCCAAUCUUGGAAUGACAAAUCAAGAAGUUAUGGCUGCUCAAGAAACAGUGCAGAAAUCUGAGGAGCUUGACAUAAGGAGGAGCCCAAUAUCAGUGGCAGCAGCUGUUAUUUACAUCAUAACUCAACUAUCAAACGACAAAAAGCCUCUGAAAGAUAUUUCAAUUGUGACCAGAGUGGCCGAAGGGACCAUCAAGAGUUCCUACAAGGAUCUUUAUCCUCAUCUAACCUGGUUAAUCCCAAGCUGGUUUGCUAUGGAGGAAGAUAUCAAGAAUCAAUUUGGCCCCUAAAUCGUCGAAAGGCUAUAACAUUAUACUAUAUGGACAAUUUAAUUCAUAACAUUUUGCUGUAUUUCUCAUCUAGACAAUGAUAGUUUUAAAAAAUCUUUUAUCCCUUC